This is a messenger RNA of Notothenia coriiceps (black rockcod), 621 nucleotides long. Its product is annotated as fer-1-like protein 6. The coding region runs from base 10 to 621 and encodes 203 amino acids. NCBI's taxonomy places the organism in Eukaryota, Metazoa, Chordata, Actinopteri, Perciformes, Nototheniidae. Gene Ontology annotation, biological process: plasma membrane organization. The transcript is spliced from 7 exons. The record is from RefSeq and is a predicted model, not a curated record.
GAGUUGGCGAUGUCAUCUGAAUAUUCUUCCCUGCUUGAGGGAGAACACUCUGAAGACCAACGUAAAGGUUCCCCAGUCAGAACCAGAAUAAUACCAAACAAUAAGAGGGCCAAACUGAAAACGCUCAUCCAGAAGAGUGAAGGGAAACUGCAGAGCUUCCAGAUUGCCAUUAACAUCACCGAGGCCCGGCAGCUGGUCGGAGAGAACAUCGACCCCAGUGUGGUGAUUGAGAUCGGCGAUGAGAAGAAACAGACUUCAGUCAAAGAGGGAACCAAUGCUCCCUUUUACAAUGAGUAUUUCGUGUUUGACUUCUUUGCCCACAAAGAGAUCUUCUUUGACAAAGUCAUCAAGCUGACAGUGAUGCACUCCAAAAUGCUGAGGAGUUUCUGCAUUGGGUCCUUUAAGCUGGAUGCGUGGACAGUCUACAAACAGCCAGGUCACCAGUUCAUCAAUAAAUGGGCAAUGCUGACCAAUCCUGUUGACAUUAGCACUGGCGUCAAAGGAUAUGUCAAGUGUGACAUCAGUGUCUCAGCGAAGGGAGACAACAUGCAGCCGGGACCGAAAGCAAGUGAUGCUGACGAGCAGAUAGACAAACUAAGACAUGGUCCUGGACGAGGCUGA